AUGAAAGACAGAGAGAAUCCUUUUGCGCCCUCCCCCUUUAUAAGCGACAAUAUCUGGUCGUACAUGAACAACAAAGACUGGAAAGUCAUUGGAAACUCGUUUCGAGCCCGGUCAAACAGCAUAAACAAAAUACCGACCCUUCCUGUGAGCGCCCACGAGCAAAAAGAAGGCAGAAAAAGGAGCAUGUCUUUGAACAACAUCAGCAUGUACAAGGACCCUGCAAGCGCGCGCGCAUGUUCGGGCUCUUCUCCUGUUAGCGCCCAAGCCGCCCCUGCCCACAUAAACAGGAGCGUGGUCACGGAGAAGGGAAACCUGUCGCUCCUGAGAAGGCACUCGCUCGACCCAAGCAUAUUCAACAGCAUUGCCCGCACAGCGGUGAGCCUGGAAAGGCCGAACAUGCGCCUGGCAGCCGGCAGCUUUUGCAUUGUCCAGUUUGGCAGCGGGAACCGGUGCUUUGGCAUGUACAAGGACAUAUCCCUCAUGAAAGGAACUUUUGUCAUCAUAGAGGCUGAUCGCGGGGAAGACUGCGGGUCCGUGAUACUCGACGCAAUUGACUCCUUCCAAAUGAGCGAGCUGUCCAUCAAGUACAACAUCACAACGGUUGAGACCCGGAAAAUACACAGGGUGGCCACGGACGAGGACAAGCUGCUGCUGCUCGAGCAGAACAUGCUGGAGCAGGUCGCUGUGAGUAACUGCUGCGAAAAGGUCAAAGAAAGAAAGCUCCCCAUGGAAAUAGUCAGCGCAGAGUACCAGUGGGACCGGAAUAAACUUACAUUCUACUUCAAGAGCGACAAGAGAAUAGAUUUUAGAGACCUCGUUAAGGAGUUGUACAAGUCGUACAAGACUAGAAUAUGGAUGUGUGCGGUAGAGAAAAAGGGAGGAAAAAAUAUAAUAUACAAGCAUGAGUAG
Nematocida major is the source of this 909-nucleotide messenger RNA. RefSeq lists its product as uncharacterized. Lineage: Eukaryota; Fungi; Microsporidia. Gene Ontology annotation, cellular component: cytoplasm. The record is from RefSeq and is a predicted model, not a curated record. The transcript has a single exon. The coding region runs from base 1 to 909 and encodes 302 amino acids.